This is a messenger RNA of Polyodon spathula (Mississippi paddlefish), 2055 nucleotides long. RefSeq names its product ras-related protein Rap-2b. The transcript has a single exon. Bases 282 to 833 code for a protein of 183 amino acids. Lineage: Eukaryota; Metazoa; Chordata; Actinopteri; Acipenseriformes; Polyodontidae. Gene Ontology annotation, biological process: Rap protein signal transduction; negative regulation of cell migration. Gene Ontology annotation, cellular component: plasma membrane. Gene Ontology annotation, molecular function: GDP binding; GTPase activity; GTP binding. The record is from RefSeq and is a predicted model, not a curated record.
GCAGGAAGAGAGUGUGAGUGCGCAUUGAUCACUCCUUACUCAGGAGCAUUGCACAAGGAACCGCAGCUCUCAAUAUGUCAUAUUUCUAAUGCUGGGGUACAGUCUAAGUCACCUCAGUCCUCUGACACUGCAAGAUUGCACCCGAAGCCCUUGGACUGGACCGGACUAAGAUUGUUUUCAGAGAAGUGGGGCUGUUGUCAGUUUGAAACCCAUUGGACGGCCAGCGGUGGAAAGCGCAGUCGAGAAAAAGGCAAGGCAGAGACAAGACUGUUUUAGAAGCCAUGAGAGAAUACAAAGUUGUCGUGCUUGGAUCCGGCGGAGUGGGCAAAUCAGCAUUGACGGUUCAGUUUGUAACUGGGUCUUUUAUAGAAAAAUACGAUCCCACCAUAGAAGAUUUUUAUAGAAAAGAGAUCGAAGUGGACUCGUCGCCGUCUGUGCUGGAGAUUCUCGACACGGCGGGGACUGAACAGUUUGCCUCCAUGAGAGAUUUGUAUAUCAAAAACGGGCAGGGCUUUAUUUUGGUAUACAGUCUGGUCAAUCAACAGAGCUUCCAAGACAUCAAACCCAUGCGGGACCAGAUCAUCCGGGUGAAACGGUACGAGCGAGUGCCCAUGAUCCUGGUGGGCAACAAGGUGGAUUUAGAAGGCGAACGAGAGGUUUCUUCUGGAGAAGGAAAAGCCCUCGCAGAUGAAUGGAAUUGCCCCUUUAUGGAAACUUCAGCCAAAAAUAAAGCCUCGGUAGACGAACUGUUUGCAGAGAUUGUCCGACAGAUGAACUAUGCUUCACAGCCGAAUGGGGACGCUCAGUGCUGCGCUUCCUGUGUUAUCCUUUAAAACGAGUUUAAAAGUUUAGCGAGUGACGUAAUAUUAAAAAAUAAAACUAAGAUUGGAAACUAACACAACUUUGUUUGAAAACGUUGAAGUGUCGUUGACUACGUGAUCAGUAUUCAAAGGUGUUCUAUUGUCUUGCACACACACGUUAUACACAAUUAUCCAAACCAGUGUUUACAUGGCAGAAUACUUGAAUGUUCUGGAUUUGCUUUUAAAGACUCGUAGACACAUGCAUUUGGGGGGAAAAAAAUUGUGCCAGUGGUGAUAUUUAUUUUGAAAUGCAUCGACACGUCUGUUUCCCUGGAAUUCUUUUGCUGGGAUUCAUCAACGGUUGUGAAUUAUUGCAUUUAGUUAUCUCCGGAGGAACGAGAGAACGAUACCACUGAGUGGCUAAUUAAACAGCAGACCGCAACCCUCAUUCAACCUUGCAGCUGCAUCACCUGGGAGUUCAACUUUUGAAAGAAACCGGCAACAUCACCGGACACAGCAACGUUUUCUGAAUGUGGCAAAACAUGUAUCCAGUCCCAACAAUUGCACUCUAACUGGAACUUAUCUAACACUGACGCCGAAACAAGCUCGGAAUAGGCAAUAUGGUUUCUGUGAAAAAAAAAAAAAAAAAAACAACAAAAUUUAUAUUUUGUACCUGCUGCAUAAAAUGGGUAUUAACGAAAAUCAGUGGAAUUUUCAACAUGAGCUGUGAAAAAUUAUACCAUUUUGUAUGCUUAAAAAAACAAAAAAAAAAAAAAAAAAAACUGCUUCAGUUGACCAGUGUCCCCAAACUAGCAUAAACAAGGACUUUUAUGCAACGAUACAGGGCCCUGAUAGUCCAGUGUCUUGUGCCUUCCAAAUCAGCUGUUCAAGUUAGUGCCAACUGCAAAGUAGCCACACAAUGGAAUUAUAUCGCAAUCCACAAAGUACUUUAAUUCCCCGUUGUUAAGGAAUGUGUUUAUUUCUUUUCAAUUUAGCAUUUUAAAUCUAAUUUUCUACCCCUGUUAACAGCUUAAUUGAUUGAAAUUCGCAGGCCCUGGGUCCAUCUAGUUAUUGUUUACUAAAACACCUUUUGUUUUUUUCACCCUGGUCAGCAAAAGCAAAAAAAGGAUUUUAACAAAAUGUGAUGUACCAUUGAAAUUCUAACCUGAUUGUAAUUUUAAUAUCAGACCAGCCUUUUAACAGCUGUCUGUAUGUUUUGAAAGACUUUUAAUACAAACAGCAUUUUUAAAAUACA